This is a messenger RNA of Sardina pilchardus (European sardine), 5033 nucleotides long. RefSeq names its product polyhomeotic-like protein 3 (gene phc3b). Gene Ontology annotation, cellular component: nucleus; PRC1 complex. The coding region runs from base 888 to 4052 and encodes 1054 amino acids. Gene Ontology annotation, molecular function: zinc ion binding; chromatin binding; histone binding. NCBI's taxonomy places the organism in Eukaryota, Metazoa, Chordata, Actinopteri, Clupeiformes, Clupeidae. The transcript is spliced from 15 exons. Gene Ontology annotation, biological process: negative regulation of DNA-templated transcription. The record is from RefSeq and is a predicted model, not a curated record.
CAGUUCUGUCAUUGCGCAUACACGCCCAUUUUUCAGCUUGUAAACCUCGAAUUUGGUGAUAAUAUAAAUGCAGGGACGAUGAUAAAAUAGUAGGCCUCCACAGCGCUAUUUUGAUUUUCAGACAAAUGCUGCAUUUAAUGUGGAUGAUGCAGGUGACAGGUUACAGUCAUGGUUACAGUAUGCUACAGUGUAGCCAUAUUUCGCUUAGCGCUUCUUUAUGGUAGCCUAACUUGUGUGACAAAUCGUCUUUCGCAGAAAUUCCUAUUGUGAUGAUUUCAGAUGUUACAAAUGUGUACGUGUUUGGAGUCAUAUUCUCUCUACAAUAAUAUGUGAGGCUAUAUGGCAUACAAUUGCACGGCUCAAUCGGCUAUCCUUGCGCUCAGAAAACCACCUCUGCUCGUAUUUAAGACUCGACAUUAUUUCAUUGUUAUUGAUCAGAUUAAGCGAAUACUGAUAUACAAAUAAGAUAAAUGUGGCCGUUUACUUCAUAUCAGUUGAAUUUGCAUAUAGACUGGUCGUUUACAACUUCCUGUUUGACCGCGGUUAUCUACGGCACAGAGCCUGAACUGGAAUGUAAAUAUGGUCAGUCUACACUGAUGGCAUUGCUGCGUAGACUAACCUGUUCAUGCAACAGGAUAAAUAUGAAUAUGUAGGAGGCCAGGCAUUUAGCCUAGGCUGUGUGCUACUCGAAGUAAAAGUGGCCGUUGGGAAGCAUGUUUAUAACGCUUAAUACGUUGUCCAUCUGCAAUCUGUUUCUUUGAUGAUUCCUUUCCAUUACGCAUCGUUGGAAUGAGAGGUCAUGCAUGGACACUGUUGACAGAUUCAUAAUCACUCUUUAAAUGGGUCGACUGGUCCCAUAACCUCCUGUUACCAGACCCACAAAAGAGAUGGACAGGGAGCCCAAUAGACAAUCUGAAACGGAGAAAAGAGAAAGUCCAGCUCAAAGUCCAACUGUAAAUCCCGCUAACCAGCCCAAAGCGAGCAACCCCUCCAACCAGGCCAAUGGCAACAGCUUCUCCAUUCAGACAAAGAUCAACAAACCUCCCAGCCAGACGAAUGGCAACAACCUCCUCAAACAGCCCACUGGUAAAAUUCUUCCCAGCCAGGCCAAUGGCAACCAGAGCAGCACUUCAGUUCACACCACAAUCACCACGUUCCACACGACCCCCACCCCGACUGACCAGAAAGUUGUCCAGGUGAUCCACCAGCCCAGUCGCCAACCAAGAGGGUCGGCUGCACAGCUGCUGCAUCAGAUGUAUACAGUCCAGCAGCAGCAGAAACAGCAGCAGCAUGGCUCGUUUCAUGCAGCAGCUCAGCAACAACAACAUCAACAGCAACAGCAGCUACAGCAGCAGAAACGGCAAAGCCAUCUGCCAGCUGCACAGCAGGUCAGAUUGUUUGGGGACAAGAUGCCAUCUUUGUCAUCACCAACCAGCGAAGGAACGCCUGUGUCAUCACCACAGCAGUCUCCCAAACCAGUCACAUCACCCAGUUCUCCUGGGUCUACACACAUGGUCCGAGCUUCCCAGAGUCCUAUCCCAGUGACUGCUAACCAAAGGAUAGCCUCGCACGCUCUGCUCCUGGGGAAAAGCUCUUGUACCAGUCCUGCCCAAAUGCUGUUGAGAGCACAAAUGCUGAUCUUGACCUCCACAGUGCGGCCUGAGCUGCCUGUCCUGUCCUCUCCUUCUCGAUUUUCCUCCUCACAGCUCCAGAGCCUGACCCUUCGUCCGCCGCCACCAGGAACUUUGACAAUCCCGCCAAAUCUCCCGCUCAAAGCCUCGGCCACCAUCCCACCAUCGGCAGCGCCUCGUCCGAGGGCCCCCAUCGCCCCACUGAGGCUCAGCCAGACGCCCGCUGGUCACGGGAGAGAGGCGUCAAAAGUCGGCGAUGGCUGUCCCACGUCUCCCCAAGCUGGGGCGAAAACGCCACCCGUGCGUCACCUCACCGUGCCACCUCCAUCCCUCUAUAGCCCAGUACAAUCUCAUGCACUGGCCAAACACAAAGCCAGUAGCCCAGGCAGCCUUAAACGAUCUCAUAGCCAGACUUCCCAGCAGCCUGCCAGCCUCCAGAACCACACCCCUCCAAGCAGUCCCCAGGGUCCCACACCAAAGAAGCCCUUGCCAGUGUUAUAUCGCUGCCCCUCCGCCCCGGGCAUGCCCACUCAAGCAACAUCCUCCUUUCUGCCCUCCAGUCCCUCUGUCACCACAGAGAGAAGCCAGACCACUACCACCACGAAUGCCACCUCUCCCACUUUGAAAGCCUUACCCUUGGGGAGCACGACCCCCGCCUCGGAGCGGUCGCUCUUGGCCUCCAAGCAGCUGUUGAAGAUCGCUCUGUCCUCAGCCUCUGUUCAGAUGGCCAGCAACCCGUCCAAGAUGGCUGCCAUCGCAACAUCUCGGGAUUAUAUCCAAUCCAAGCCACUGUCUCCCAUGUUUUCUCGACCUAUCAAACUGGACUGCCAAGGCCACUCCCCGCAAAGGAGCUUGGGCCAGCCGCUGAACCAGAUUUCCCCCGUGCCCACUCAGAUCUCCCCAGUCCCAACAACCACACCAAAAAUCCCCUCUCCUAUCCCCUCGCCUCAGAGACCAUGCCCUCCCUCCCCAAUUCUCCCUCCUGGACUCCUUCCGAGUGGCGUCCAGAAACCUCCAAAGUCACCUGUGGCGUUACACCACCCAACAACCCCCACUGAAAGGCUGCCAAAAGAACAGAAGAAAGUGAUAGCGGUAGAGGGGAGGGGGACAGACCCAGUAGUGGAGAGACUGACGCCUCUGGCCCAGCCUCUGAAGACAACCAUACUGGACAAACCUGCCACUCUUACAACAAACUCACAAACUCUGAACUCUACCCCAGCUGGAAAAGCUUUAGACUUCACCCUAUCUGAGCCCCCUUGCUCAGGAGAAUCCCAGGGCAAAGCACCAAUAAAGAAUAUACAGAAGAGCCCUCAACCACCAACAGCAUCGCCUCCAGCACUUCCUGUGCAUCCUGGGGAUCAUUGCGAGGACAUAUCCACUCAAUCAGACAAUCACUCAGCUGUGUCCAGUCUCUCGUCAGAUUUGUCACCUACCCAGCCGUCUGUGGUCCCCCCAUCGGAUGACCCCCUGGUACCCAGUGCCUCUCCCUCAACCCUCACACCCCUGCUGGGACAGAACCCCAGUCCUUCCCCCUCAUCCGGCUCCACAACAACACCAGAAAACCAGGAGAAACCAGAAGCCCCAAAGCCAGUCAUUCUGACCCACCUGGUUGAUGGCUUCAUCAUUCAAGAGGGACUACAGCCUUUCCCGGUCAUUCGGUCAUCCCUGAUGGUGGACCAGUCAGGCCGAAAGAUUGAAAGUGCUAUGAAUGGACUGAAAGAUCCUGAACCAUUCCACUGUAUGGAACCAGCAGACAAUUCCUCUGACACAGAUGCAGAUAUGGGCCCACAUGACAAUGGGUUUGAAGAUGGCCAAAGAGUGAUGCUGCAGUGUGAGUUCUGCAGAAGAGAAGCCCCCUCUCACUCGUUUGUCCGUUCCAAACGCUUCUGCUCCAGUUCCUGUGCUAGGCGGUUCAGUCAUAACAAAAGAUUCCGCCCUGCCAGGCGUAGUGGGAGUCAAGAUGGCCAGCACAGCCCUGGACUCAAACCAACAGAAUCCACCUAUGAGGCUCAGUCGGGCGCAACUGAGCAGUGGCGAGUCCAGCCACCCAGAGGCGACGAGGAGGAGGCCGCUGCCCCCAUGAAGACCCGCCUGCGCCGACACACAGAGCUGGAGCGCGAACGUGAGACCAGAGACGCGUCCGAGGAGGCCAGGAGCGAGCCGUGCUCUCCCCAGGACCCAGCCGCCUCCCCCGACCAGUCCUCGAGGCCCAGGCCCGCUGAGUGGACGGUGGACCAAGUGUGGGAAUUCAUAUCUGCCUUACCAGGCUGUCAGGAGAUUGCGGAGUCAUUCCGAGCUCAGGAGAUCGACGGGCAGGCCCUGCUCCUCCUGACAGAGGAUCACCUGAUGACCGCCAUGAACGUCAAAUUGGGGCCCGCACUCAAGAUCUGCGCCCGCAUCAACUCACUGAAGGAGCACUGAGAGACAGAGAGAGAGAGAGAGAGAGGCAGAGAGGGGUAGGACGGAGGGAUGAAGAAAGGGGCAGAAAUGAGAGAAAAGUUGGGGGGAAAGACAAGUGAAAUGUCAUACAGCAAGAAAAUCCCAUAUAGCCCAGAGCACUUGCCAAUAGAACAGAGCCAUUUUGUGCACUUUAAAAUUGAGAGAUUGCGUUUAAUUCGUCAGAGACAAUUUCCUGUGUGUUUGCAACAAAAAACAAAAAAAAUCAAAUGUUAGACACAAAUUACCUGUGUAUUUAGCAUCUGUCUGGAAGCAUGAUAGCAAUAUAUGGUCAGUAUCCGUUCAAAUAUACAAGAUCAACACAGUCAUAGUAGGAGGGAUUUUUGUGUCCAGCUUUUGUAUGGGGUCUUAUAAUAAGGGUUGUUUUUUAUAUUUUGGACUGAGAAGAAUGGACCAUUCCCUGUGUUACAUAGCAAAGGUUGAGGUGGAAGGCAGUGGUAAUAUUAGUUGCUAGCAUGUCCCCUUUCUAGAUCUUUUCUUAUUGUACUGUAUAUGUGUACAUGUCAUAACAUUGAAGUGUUUUGUGUGUACAAAGUUCCAGUUGUUUUAAGAAGGAUUUGUAAUAUUUAAUAUAUUUGUUUUUGAGGUUGUGGAAGGUACAACACAUGCAUAUAUGGGCGUUUUACAGGGGAAAUCAUUAACAAUACUGUGUUAAGAUUAGACAAAAGGAUUUUAUUAAUCAUUUAUACUGUGCAAACCAAGCCUAAGAAGUAUUGGCUUUAAAACACGUUUAAAGGUAUAUAAGCUUGAAAUGUUUUGUUUUAUGAAAACAGGACAAAUGAGGUGGUGUCCUUAGAGACCUUAAAGCAGUCGUUUUACAAAUGCCGAAACCAUUGAGGCAUUUUAUAGUGUAGUAUCAUGUCAAAGGAUGUUUGUCAUUGUCACAUUACCUUUUCCGUGCCACUUUAAGUAUUUAAUUAAACAGACAUUUUGUUACUGAACCUA